AUGGUUCAUAAGUGUAAUUUGUGUCUUCUGAUAUUGAUCGUUCUUUCUUCACUUCUCACUGGUACCAGUGGAGUGAAUGAGACUCAUGUGUUCAUCAGUUCUGGUGAAGAUGUCCGUCUGCCCUGUAAUAAUGCUCUUCCUGACUGCAACUCAACUACAUGGAACUAUAACAGACAUUCAGCAGCAGUUGAGCUGAUUGCUAGAGGGGUAUUUAUGAAACAAAUCGAGAGACAUGAGAGACUGAGUCUGGGGUCUGACUGCUCUCUGAACAUCAACAAAAUCUCAAAAGAAGAUUAUGGAUCUUACAGCUGCAGACAAUAUGUGAAUGAGACACAACAAGGAACAGAUGCUCAUUUUUUUCUACAUGUUCUUCAUGUCUCUUCAUCAACCUCAUCCUCACAGACUGGGAUCAGUGCAGGUCUCUCUGUGACUCUCUUCUGUCAACUGUAUUCAUUUGCUGGAGUCUCUUGUGAUGAUUGGAUGAGUUCUGAGUGGAUUAAUCUGUUCUGGGUGAAUCAGGCUGGUGUUAAACUGAAUAUAUCAGACUCCAGAUAUCAGAGAUCAUCCUCAUCAGAUCACUGUAUCAUCUCUCUGACUACAACACUCCUGAAUGACGAUCACAACAGAGAGUGGAGAUGUGAAGUUACUCAGAGAGAUCAAGUCAAGGCCUCAGUCACACACACUGUCAAGAGAUCAGCUGAUUCAACGACAGCAGUGAUUCCAGUCCACAUUACAAACUCUCAGUAUCCCUUAACUACAAACACACACCUAACUAAAGGUACAGCAUCACUGUCUUUCUCAAAUCAGUGUUUUGCGGUGGCUCGCAGAUACAGUUUUCUUAAAUCAGUCUCAAGAUAUAAUUGAUUGCUCUUUGAAGACAUUAAGAGAUGGGGUACAGGGGAUCAACAACUGUGUGCAAAUUAACUCUAAUUACUCGGUUUUGUGUGUACUCAUAAUUGUGUGUGUAUGUUUGUGUGUGCACAAGUCCGAGGCUUUUUAUAUUUGCAAGCACACAUGCACAUGUGAACAUGAUCCUUAAUACUAAA
Carassius gibelio (silver crucian carp) is the source of this 1046-nucleotide messenger RNA. RefSeq lists its product as uncharacterized. Gene Ontology annotation, biological process: T cell activation; interleukin-15-mediated signaling pathway; positive regulation of ERK1 and ERK2 cascade. Bases 1 to 864 code for a protein of 287 amino acids. Gene Ontology annotation, molecular function: protein tyrosine kinase binding; MHC class II protein binding. The transcript has 4 exons. Gene Ontology annotation, cellular component: external side of plasma membrane; membrane raft. NCBI's taxonomy places the organism in Eukaryota, Metazoa, Chordata, Actinopteri, Cypriniformes, Cyprinidae. The record is from RefSeq and is a predicted model, not a curated record.